Molecule: messenger RNA, 285 nt
Organism: Enterobius vermicularis (human pinworm)
Lineage: Eukaryota; Metazoa; Nematoda; Chromadorea; Rhabditida; Oxyuridae
Source: the annotation of a GenBank genome assembly
AUGACAUUGUCAUCAGAGGCAACGAAAGUGGAUGUUAAAGAGACUGAAAUGAGUGAAGAAAUGGUUGAAGAAAGCAUUGCUAUUGCAAAGGAGGGCUUAAAACGGUGUAAUUCGGACAAGGAUGUAGCAUCGUUUGUGAAAGAUGAAUUUGAGAAAAAAUACGGUUCGACAUGGCAUUGCGUCGUUGGUAGCAGCUUUGGUUCCCGUGUAUCCUAUGAAGUCGGCAAUUUUGUUUUGCUGCAGAUUGGCCGAAUAUUUGUUAUGAUCUUUAAAUGCGGGUAUUAA